Rhipicephalus sanguineus (brown dog tick) is the source of this 692-nucleotide messenger RNA. RefSeq names its product UPF0488 protein CG14286. NCBI's taxonomy places the organism in Eukaryota, Metazoa, Arthropoda, Arachnida, Ixodida, Ixodidae. The transcript has 5 exons. The record is from RefSeq and is a predicted model, not a curated record. The coding region runs from base 167 to 646 and encodes 159 amino acids.
UCAACAAUCACUAUGGCGGCGCCCAUAGCGUUGUUUUGUCCGUUUGCAGCGUUGGUAAACACGCACGUUUUCCUGUAUCGAGGAACGUGAAUUGUUGCUUGGCAUUGCGUUGCAUAGUCGUCGAUCGUUUGCCCGAACUCUCUUGUAGGUUUAUUUGACGUCACUGAUGCACAGAAGAAAGCGGCUACCCGUUCAGCAGAAGCUGCCAGUACCACAAGCUUCUACUUCACUGAGCUCCGAAGAUCACUCUAAUGAUGAGGACGCCAACGAAAAGUUCGAACGAGAACUAAAGUGGUGCAUUGAGCAACUCAAUAUUUCACUCUCCCAUACCGACGCAAAGAAGAAAAACUACAAUGAAGAACUGCGGGCUCUUCAAACGCUCCAAAGCGUCAAAGCGCCCGUCGCGAAAAAAAGGCAGGUGAUGAGCGUUACACUUGGGAACUACAGGGCGAAGAUGGAACAAGAGAAGGCGAAGUUCAUCACUGACUCUACCAGAAAGACUAGGCUGCAGCCUCAACCUUCUGCCGAGACCAAGUCUGUCUUCCUGAGGAAAGUGACGACAGCUGACAAGGACAGCCAACCCGGUGCCCCACAGACUGCUAAUGAGUUCAAAUUCAACUUCGUCAUUGACAACGAGGACACUUGAGGUGCCUGUCUUAUUUUUAAUUAUAAUAAAGUGCCUGUUGCCUGUA